Vicia villosa (hairy vetch) is the source of this 1559-nucleotide messenger RNA. Its product is annotated as cytochrome b561 and DOMON domain-containing protein At3g25290-like. The record is from RefSeq and is a predicted model, not a curated record. The transcript has 3 exons. The coding region runs from base 33 to 1325 and encodes 430 amino acids. NCBI's taxonomy places the organism in Eukaryota, Viridiplantae, Streptophyta, Magnoliopsida, Fabales, Fabaceae.
GAACAAAGAAAAAACAUAAGAGCCAAAAAACCAUGUCAUCUUCUCCUACCUUAAUAUCCUUCGUGAUACUGUCCUUUCUCCUUGUAAAUAUUGAUGCCAAUCAUCGACCAUGCGGAGAAAAAUUCGCGAAACUCAUCGAACAAAAAAACAUAACAGCAUGCAAGAGAUUACGAACUCAAGGAGCCGAAUUCGGUUGGAACUACCACAACAGCCCAAACUCAACCACACUUGAAAUCUUAUUUGGUGCAAUUUUAGAUACUAGCCAAGGGUGGAUAGCUUGGGGUGUGAAUCCAGAAGAAAGAGCAGAAAUGAUUGGAACAAAAGCAAUCAUAGGGAUUAAAAACCCCGAUUUUGCUACUACUUCAUCAUCAACUUUAAGAGUUCAUACUUAUGAUGUUACAAAUGAAACCAAACGUGGUUGUACUCUUUUACCUAGCAAAAACAUUGGCCUUAAUGUUUCACAUAUGAUGUUUCAAGAUGAAGGGUCCAAUUUUUAUACUAUAUAUGCUAGAUUGGUUCUACCCUCUGAUGAAUAUAACAUAACAAGGUUGAACCAUGUUUGGCAAAUUGGACAUGCUGUUAGUUGGGAAAGUCCUUUGCGCCAUCCAAUAAAUCUUAACAAUGUGGAUAGCACUGAGACUAUAGACUUGACUUCUCCUCAUGGUCCCAGCACCGGACAGUUCCGGAGUUCCCUUCAAUCGGUGCAUGGAGUUCUAAGCAUUAUAGGGUGGGGAACAAUGCUACCUCUUGGAGUAAUAAUCCCAAGAUACUUUAGAGUGUAUCCUUUUAGAAGGGAACCAUGGUGGUUUUUCCUACACAUUGGUUGCCAAUUAACUGGUUUUCUCAUUGGAACUGCUGCUUUUGUCAUUGGAUUGGUUCUUGGACGCUCAUCUAGAUACUAUAUCUUCCAAACUCAUAGAAACUUUGGAAUUAUCAUUUUCACUUUUAGUACAAUCCAGAUGUUGGCAUUUCGGUUAAAGCCUGCGGUAACAGAUGAUUACAGGAAAUAUUGGAAUAUAUAUCAUCAUUUUCUUGGAUAUGGAUUAUUGGCUAUCAUAAUUAUAAACAUAUUUAAAGGAAUUGGCAUUUUGAAUGGAGGUGAUAAAUGGAAGUGGAGUUACAUUGGAAUUCUUAUAUGUUUAGGUGCCAUUGCAUUUGCUUUGGAGAUUUUCACAUGGAUUAGGUUUCUCAUCAUCGAUGAAUGGAUUGAAAAACACCGUAAGAAGAAAGAAAAAAAUGAGAAGGAAAAAAAUGAGAAGGAAAAAAAAGAGAAGGAAGAUAAAGAGAAGUUGGAGAAGGCUAGUGUUCCUAAUCAAAACAAGUAGUAAACAAACACAAUGGUCAUGCAUGUGAGGAUAUCACACUCUAUUGGUUGAAUAAAAUGUGUUCUUAACAAGUAGUAAACAAACACAAUGGUCAUGCAUGUGAGGAUAUCACACUCUAUUGGUUGAAUAAAAUGUGUUCUUUGUUUGUGUGUGUUUUUUUUUUGGCAUAUAUUUUGUGUGUAAUAAUUGAUACUUUAAUAUUUAAAUAAUGAUAAGUAUAAUUUUUCAAUCUCA